CAUAGUCUAUAGAUUCCGCCAUUAUACUUCCGUCAUGUUAAAAUACGAGUUGGGUAAUGGAUAACUAUACAUUUACUGCGUCUAUGGUCGCCACAUGAGCGAACGUCAUGAGGAAAUACUUAAUAGUGCAUUGCAAAGAGCAGAUACAUCCCACACUUUUACAUUCUACGCAUAGAAGAACCUAGGUAGCCACCGAGUAGCUGGGAGCAAAGGACAUCCAUGGCAUACAUAGUAAUGCGAAGUAACGAGGUGGGGAGAGGGUCAACCAGUGGAUGACGGAGCAGAUUGCCCGGAGUCCACGACAGCUGAGAAACCAAAAGGAUUUGGCAGUCAGUCGCACGCUGGAAACCUCCACAAGACGAUAUACGUCUUCCUUACCCAAGAGGUUAGCUCAGUGCGAUGGUUCUAGGUGACUACCGAUAACCGAACUCGAGACGCGAUGGCGACAGGUAAGCGACGCAGCAUCCACACGUCGUCCGGGAACCCCGGCUCGUUUGGUUACUCCGGCAGUGGUCCACGCUCGAGUCGGAUGAACUUUCGACCGAGCAACACGCAACAGGAAGACCGCGGUGGCACUCGACCUACCGCGGCACCGAGUUCGAUAGGCCUCAUCUUGGUCACUAUGCUGCUGCACGUCUGCAAGAAGUCGCUGCUGUUCGACACCCGGCUCAAGGUGGCCAUCUACUGCGGCACGAUAUUCACGGUCUCUCUGAUCGCAGACUUCAUCGCAAUGCCGCGCACCUAUUUCUCCAGAUCCGACAAUGCCCUGAAUCAGUACUUUGUCAAGUGGGGCUGGGGCUGGCUGCUGUCCUUAAUUGUGCCCUGGAUAGUCUUGACAGCACACACGCUGGGUUGUGGCCGUCGACCGAUCCUGCUGAGGCACUUGGCCCGCAUUAUACUUGCCACUUGUGCCUGGAUGAUUUGGACAAAACUGUUCAAUUACAUUGAAACCAACUAUGGCAAAUGUCUGGGCACUCGCGAUAUUCACAUGCAGUCCAAGGCAAAGUGCCUGCAGUCGGGUAGAUUCUGGAGUGGCCUUGAUAUAUCUGGACACACAUUUAUCUUAAUUUAUUCGAGCCUAAUCCUUGCUGAAGAAGGCUCCUCCCUGGUAGGAUGGGAGGGUAUCAAGGAUCUAAUAAUGCGGGAAGAGCACACGCGGUCUGUGCCAACUGAGACUAGCACUGGCCCGUUACGUAAUCUCUCGGAUGGUGAUCUGGGAUUCUUGAAGAAGGCUCAUCGGGCACUCACGCCGUAUCUACGUGGUCUUUUUGUGGCAAUGACGUUGCAGCAGCUGCUGUGGGAUAUCAUGUUAGUAUCAACAAUGCUUUACUAUCACAUCAUGAUCGAGAAAUUCCUGGGCGGCGCAGCUGCGGUCAUUACGUGGUACGUUACAUAUCAAUGGUGGUACAAGCUGCCCAAGAUCGGUCUGUCAGCACCUGGCGAUGGCCUCUUUAAGUACAACGAGAUAAAGAUUAAUCCAGAGAUCAAUGCCAGAGUGAGACGCAGCACACUGAACGUAAUGCCGAUCAGAACAAUGCAAGAGCCCUCGGAACUGAAUUCGUCGUUCAGACAAGCGGAUCUCGACAUAUCUGCUACGAGGGGGUAAAAACGUCCUCAAUGAACCGAUCACUUUCACAUCGGCACUCUUGUUUCCUCACUUAAAGUGCAGUUUGGCGAUCGCGCAGCAUGGACCGUUUUUUACAUAGGAACUGAAUAUUCUGAAAAUAUCCAAAUAGCACUUAUAAUGCCUUAUGAUUUACGAAAUUUCCAUUUAUAGAUACUUAAAUAAUUGAAACGUUGCACCGUGGCGAAUAUAUAAAAUGUAUAUAUAAUAUUUAAAUAAGUAAUCGGGAAAUAUAUAUAGGGAUUUCUUAUGUUGGUACAAAGGUCGAUUCGAAUAUAAGAAUUAUAAAAAAUAUAAUUUCGUCUGAAAAAUAUGUAUAGGUG
Messenger RNA from Mycetomoellerius zeteki, 1947 nucleotides. RefSeq names its product acyl-coenzyme A diphosphatase Fitm (gene Fitm). Gene Ontology annotation, biological process: lipid droplet organization; lipid storage; phospholipid biosynthetic process. The transcript has 2 exons. Lineage: Eukaryota; Metazoa; Arthropoda; Insecta; Hymenoptera; Formicidae. The coding region runs from base 440 to 1606 and encodes 388 amino acids. Gene Ontology annotation, molecular function: coenzyme A diphosphatase activity. The record is from RefSeq and is a predicted model, not a curated record. Gene Ontology annotation, cellular component: endoplasmic reticulum membrane.